AUGGAGGAAGGGAAAAUGAAUUCCUUCGUCCCAGAUGCAGUUGAUCACAAGGGUAAUCAUGCUGAUAGGACCAAAACAGGUGGUUGGUUGUCUGCUAUUCAAAUCCUCGGAAUUGAAAUAUGCGAGAGAUUUGCCACAAUGGCAAUAAUUGUGAACCUCGUGACAUAUUUAGUUGGCACAAUGCAUCUUCCUAGCGCAAGUGCUUCCAAUUUUGCAUCAACAUCAGGGGGCACAGCAUAUCUUCUAAGCUUGUUUGGAGGCAUUGUUGCAGAUUCUUUCUUAGGCCGAUAUUGGAUGAUAGCCAUUGCUGCUACAAUUCAUGCAGGGGGAACGUGUUUGUUAGCCAUAUCCACUUCUUUUCCAAAUUUACGCCCGCCUCCUUGCAAUCCUACUUUAUCCAACAAAUGCGUAGAGGCCAAUAGUCUUCAAAUGGGCAUUUUCACCAUGGCUCUGUAUUUAACUAAUAUAGGAGUUGGUGGAAUAAAGUCAAGUGUUGCAGGACUUGGAACAGACCAAUUUGAUCAAAAUGAUGAUGAGGAAAAGGCUCAAAUGGCACAUUUCUUCAAUAGGUUCUACUUUGUUAUCAGCUCGGGUACCUUAUUGGCAGUUACAGUACUUGUGUACUUACAAGAUCAAGUUGGAAGAAGCUGGGCAUAUGGGAUUUGCUCGGCCUCAAUGACACUUGCUUUCUUGGUCUUUCUACUGGGUACUAAAAGAUAUAGGUACAAGCAACGUUUAGGAACCCCUAUAGUUCAAAUUCUUCAAGUUAUAGCGGCUGCUGUAAAGAAAAGGAAGGUAGCGUAUCCAUCUAACGAUAGUGCCUUAUAUGAAGACCUUUCUCAAGAAUCAAGAAUAUAUCAUACAGAUAAGUUUCGUUGCUUGGACAAGGCGGCAAUCAUAACCAGCAAAGACUCUGGAAUUCCAAACCCAUGGAAACUUUGCACAGUUACAAAGGUGGAAAAAGUUAAAAUGUUAGUCAAAUUAUUGCCAAUUUGGGCGACAACAAUUAUCUUCUGGACGAUACAUACACAAUUAGCUGGCUUCUCAGUGCAGCAAGCUGCUACCAUGGAUAGAUCAAUUGGAAAAUUCCAAAUUCCUCCGGCAUCACUCUACGCCUUCUUUGUUGUGUCCAUAAUGACCACUCUUGCUAUUUAUGACCGCCUGAUUAUGCCUCUCAUGAAAAAAUAUAAAAGAAGUCAAGGUUUAACAAAUUUGCAAAAAGUAGGGCUAGGCCUAUUGUUCUCCUUAUUAGGAAUGACAGCGGCGGCACUUGUAGAAAAGAGAAGAUUGUCAGUUGUUAGAGCCAAUAGAGAUACCAUGACAAGGUCAACAACCCUACCAAUAAGUGCUUUCUUUUUGCUUCCACAGUUCAUCUUGGUUGGUAUUGGAGAGGCCUUUAUAUUAUCUGGAGAAUUGGCUUUCUUCACAAACAAUGCACCCAAAGGAAUGAAAGCAAUUGCCACUGGUCUCUACCUCACAACCACCUCGUUUGGUAUGUAUCUGAGUACAAUUUUGGUCACCAUAAUAAGGAAUGUUACUGGACGCAAUGGUGGGCACGAUUGGCUUUCUCCUAGGAUUAAUGAUGGCAGAUUGGAUUAUUUUUAUUGGUUUCUAGCACUAUUGAGUUUGAUCAACUUGGGAUUUUAUAUUGUGUGCGCCACAAGGUUUACACCAAAUUCUACUGAAAAUUCUCCAAAGAUGAAUGGUGCUGUUGUUGAUGCUCCUGAAGAAGAAACUGUGUAACAGCAGAAUCUUUGUUGUAUAGUGGUAAAAUUGCAGCACAGGUCUUUCAUUUGGGUUCUCAUAUGAAUUAUGAAUUUUUGCUUUCCAAUUUUUCUGUUUGAUCUUCAAUGGGAAGCAGCCCUUUUCUGCUUUUCGC
Messenger RNA from Quercus lobata, 1879 nucleotides. Its product is annotated as protein NRT1/ PTR FAMILY 6.2-like. Gene Ontology annotation, cellular component: membrane. The record is from RefSeq and is a predicted model, not a curated record. Gene Ontology annotation, molecular function: transmembrane transporter activity. The transcript has 6 exons. Lineage: Eukaryota; Viridiplantae; Streptophyta; Magnoliopsida; Fagales; Fagaceae. Bases 1 to 1743 code for a protein of 580 amino acids. Gene Ontology annotation, biological process: transmembrane transport.